AAGUUGGUGUUGGUUGGUCCUGUUGCGACGAAAAGAUUCGCGGUUACAAGAUGAUACUGCUUCGAACGACUUUGAUGGUGCUGUUCACUGUGAUGGCUACUGGGGCACCGCGAUCUUCCGUCAUUUACGCGGACGACAAAGUGCAAAAUUAUCUCAUGAAAUUUGGAUACCUACCCCAGACGAAUCUAGAGACCGGAAACCUUAGGACAGACGAUCAGCUCACGGACGCCAUUAAAAAUUUACAGAGAUUCAGUGGCAUUCCUGUAACCGGUGAUAUCGACGAAGCUACGAUGAAAUUAAUGAAACUUCCGCGGUGCGGACUUCCGGAUAAAGUGGAUCCUAGAUUUACUAGGGUCAGGCAUAAACGAUAUACGAUCCAUGGACAACAGUGGCUACAUCGGAAUCUCACUUGGAGCCUGAGAACCGAGCAACCGAGUGGCCUCGACACGGGCGGCGUUCGUUUCGAGCUAAGCAGAGCCCUCGACCUCUGGGCGAGAAACUCCAAGCUUACUUUUCAGGAGGUUAACAGCGAUAGGGCGGAUAUUCUGGUUUACUUUCAUAGUGGUCAUCAUGGCGAUGGAUAUCCAUUCGAUGGGAGAGGCCAGAUUCUGGCACAUGCGUUCUUUCCUGGUAGAGAUCGCGGCGGAGACGUUCAUUUUGACGAGGAAGAAAUAUGGUUGUUGCAGGACGACAACAGCAACGAAGAAGGAACCAGCCUUUUCGCGGUGGCCGCGCAUGAAUUUGGCCAUUCUCUUGGCUUAGCACACAGCUCGGUUUCUGGAGCGCUCAUGUAUCCCUGGUACCAAGGAUUGAGCUCUAAUUACGAGUUGCCGGAAGACGACAGACACGGUAUUCAGCAAAUGUACGGUGCACCCGAAGAGAAGCUCUGGGCCAAGAUACCAGGUGGUCCGCCACCUCCGGAACGACCUACAACGGCCCGGACAACUACGACAAGCGUUGGGACGACGUACAGACCAUGGAGAACACGACCAACCAGGCCAAAUCACUAUCCAAACGACGACAGGCCUCGCCGCCCUGAUCGCUACCCUCAAAAGCCGGAUUACAGAACAGAGAGACCAGAGAGGCCGGAGGACAGACCUCAGAGGCCUCACAAACCUCACAAACAUCACACCACCUCCACUAGUACCACUACUACCACUAGUACCACUAGCACUACCACUACCACCACCACCACCACCACCACUACCACCACCGUCAGGACACCGUACACGCAAAGGCCAAGGCACCGAUGGACAACGCCGACACCCAAAAACGAUAAACCGGAUAAAUGUGAUACCAGCUACGAUGCCAUCAGCAUUAUUCGCAGGGAAAUUUUUGUUUUCAAAGGACGAUAUUUAUGGAGAAUCGGUGACCAAGGAUUAUACGAGGGAUAUCCAGCGGAGAUCACGCGUUUGUUUAACCUACCUGAGAACAUCGAUCACGUUGAUGCAGUGUACGAGAGGCCAGACAAGAAAAUCGUAUUCUUUAUUGGCAAAAGGUACUAUGUUUUCAACGCCAACAAUCUCGAACCGGGUUAUCCAAAACCAUUAACUAAACUGGGAUUGCCAGAGUCAUUGGAAAAAAUCGACGGUGCGAUGAUUUGGGGACACAAUGGAAGAACUUACUUCUUUAGUGGAUCCGAGUAUUGGAGGUUUGAUGAAUCAGUAAACCACAUAGAACUCGACUAUCCAAGAAAUAUAAGCAUGUUCGCUGGUGUUGGAACAGACAUCGACGCUGUUUUCCAAUGGAGAGAUGGCAAAACAUACUUUUUCAAGGGGAAAGGCUUUUGGGAAUUCGACGAUCAAAGAAUGAAGGUUGCACACGAAAAGCAAAAAUUAUCAGCCCCGUUUUGGAUGGACUGCCCUCCGGAAUUGGAAACGAACGAUGUGGAAAGUUAUCCAAGAAAAUCAAAAAUCAUGGCCUCGAGCAACGCAUCGUCACGAUCGACCUUCUUCCUCGGGAUAUUUUUUAUAGCGUAUUUUAAUAAAUAUUUGUAAACUGUGAUAUUUAUGUGAAGUCGUGUAUAAAUAUUUGUGCGUAUAUGCAUACGCGCCCCAAAUUUUAACACCUAAACAAACAAAUACACAACGCGCGCGCGCGCGCGCGCACGCACACACGCACACCGUUUUCCUUAUACCGAGUAUAUAUAAAAUAAUUUUAAUAAAGUAAUUUUUAAAUAAU
Molecule: messenger RNA, 2181 nt
Organism: Bombus huntii
Lineage: Eukaryota; Metazoa; Arthropoda; Insecta; Hymenoptera; Apidae
Gene: Mmp2
Product: matrix metalloproteinase-2
Exons: 10
Coding region: 51-1997 (648 amino acids)
Biological process (GO): proteolysis; collagen catabolic process; extracellular matrix organization
Cellular component (GO): extracellular matrix
Molecular function (GO): metalloendopeptidase activity; zinc ion binding
Source: RefSeq, a predicted model, not a curated record